Molecule: messenger RNA, 1257 nt
Organism: Coccidioides immitis RS
Lineage: Eukaryota; Fungi; Ascomycota; Eurotiomycetes; Onygenales; Onygenaceae
Product: methionine aminopeptidase, type II
Exons: 5
Coding region: 1-1257 (418 amino acids)
Biological process (GO): proteolysis
Molecular function (GO): metalloaminopeptidase activity
Source: RefSeq, a predicted model, not a curated record
AUGGGAUCCAAGACACCACAUGAUCAUCGUCGAAGUCCAAAUGAGUCAUCGGCACACGCUGCAAUUGCUGCCGUCAGUCUUCCCAAGCCGGCCGCAACAAGUGGACUCUUCCAUGGCCCACUCGAAGGGGAAGGCGAAGAUGGAGAGAAUGGCGAAGACGAUGAAAUUAGAGCUGACCUGAAGUCCAGUGGUCAGCCGAGCAAAGGCAAAAAAAGGAAAAGAAGGAGUAACAAAAAGAAGAAUAGGAAGACACUAGGUGCACAGCAGACGACUCCUCCGAGAGUUGCACUCGCCAACCUCUUUCACGAUCAGCGAUAUCCAGAGGGCGAGAUUGUCGAAUAUGUCUCCGACAAUGACAAUCUUCGGCGCACCACGGCUGAAGAGCUUCCUGCCGAAGUCCAUCGCCAGGUUCGCCAGCAUGUGCAGACAAUCACAAAGCCGGGCAUGUCCAUGAGCCAGCUUGCCCAAGAGAUUGAGGAUGGCGUUCGGGCACUGACUGACCACGAAGGUCUCGAGACUGGAGACGCCCUCAAAGCUGGCAUGGCAUUUCCAACUGGACUCUGCUUGAACAAAGUAGGGGCUCACUGGACUCCCAAUCCUGGAGCCAAAGACGUUAUCCUCCAGUAUGAGGAUGUCCUAAAAUUGGAUUUCGGAGUUCAUGUCAGCGGCAGGAUUGUUGACAGUGCCUUUACCGUGGCUUUCAGCCCGGCGUACGAUAAUCUGCUCGCGGCUGUCAAAGCAGCCACUAAUACUGGGCUCAAGGAAGCUGGCAUUGAUGCCCGGAUAGAUCACAUCAGUGAGGAGAUCCAAGAAGUGAUGGAGAGCUACGAAAUCGAGCUCAACAGAAAGAUCAUCCCUGUCAAAGCGAUUCGGAACAUCACUGGCCAUAACAUCCUACGCUACAAGAUACAUGGCGACAAACAACUCCCCUUCGUCAAGACACGAACCACCCAACGCAUGGAAGAAGGCGAUGUAUUCGCUAUUGAAACCUUCGGCAGCACUGGAAAAGCUUAUCUCAGAGAUGAUGUAGGAGUUUAUGGCUACGGGUGCAAUGAGCAUGCCAGCGCUACUGGCCUCCGUCAUGCCUCCGCCAAGUCACUGCUGAAGACGAUCCAUGAGAACUUCGGAACUCUUGUCUUCUCCAGGCGUUACCUAGAGCGCAUUGGAGUGAAGAAUUACCAUCUCGGCAUGAGGUCGCUUGUCUCGAAUGGUAUUGUUGAGUCCUAUGCACCGAUGGUCGAUGUUCCUGGCUCUUAA